Trematomus bernacchii (emerald rockcod) is the source of this 4963-nucleotide messenger RNA. RefSeq names its product FERM domain-containing protein 5-like. Gene Ontology annotation, cellular component: cytoskeleton. The transcript is spliced from 14 exons. The coding region runs from base 374 to 2095 and encodes 573 amino acids. Lineage: Eukaryota; Metazoa; Chordata; Actinopteri; Perciformes; Nototheniidae. Gene Ontology annotation, molecular function: cytoskeletal protein binding. The record is from RefSeq and is a predicted model, not a curated record.
CGGCUCCACUCGUUACCUCUGAAGGCAGCCUCUCAGCCAUUGCUAUGAUUGGCGGAAGGACCUGCCACUCAUCAUCACUUGUCCCGCCCCGCAGCAUUAGCGCGGCAUGGCAACGGCGAGGGGGGAGCAGGUACCUACGGUUAGGGGCUCCAGUCUAACCGGACCACAGAGAGUGCAGCAACAGCCGCAGUAGCAGCACUAUUUCCCGCCUCACUGACUGGAGAACAGCGCUGAUAAGAGGAUGCUCCACCGCCACCGCCGCUCCGCUCCCUCGCUCACCAGGUGUUGGACUAAACAGGGACGUCGUUAACAGCAGCAGAUCUUGUAUGCAUGUGCUGUGUCUCCCUGGUCCCGUACACAGACGAUCGAGAAGAUGCUGAGCCGACUAAUGAGCAGCAGCAUCAGGAGUCUGGACCGGGAAUGCAACUGCACUGUGAGGCUGCUGGACGACUCGGAGUACACCUGCACGAUCCAGCGGGACGCCAAGGGACAGUACCUGUUCGACGUGAUCUGCCACCAUCUCAACCUGCUGGAGAAAGACUACUUUGGCAUUCGAUAUGUUGAUCCAGACAAGCAGAGGCAUUGGUUGGAGUUUACAAAGUCAAUUGCCAAACAAAUAAAAUCCCAGCCUCCGUUCACCAUGUGUUUGCGAGUCAAGUUUUACCCACCUGACCCCGCUGCCCUGAAAGAGGAAAUCACCAGAUAUCUCGUCUUCCUGCAGGUUAAGAGGGAUCUCUACCAUGGCCGCCUCCUGUGCAAGACAUCCGACGCUGCUCUGUUGGCUGCCUACAUAUUACAAGCUGAAAUUGGCGACCACGACCCCGGCAAACACCCAGAGGGCUACAGCUCCAAGUUCCAGUUCUUCCCUAAGCACUCUGAGAAGUUGGAGCGGCGGAUUGCUGACAUCCACAAGACUGAGCUGAUAGGUCAGAUCCCUGAAAUAUCAGAGCUCAACUUCCUCCAGAAGGCUCAGAACCUGGAGACGUAUGGAGUGGACCCUCAUCCAUGCAAGGAUGUGUCCGGGAACCCAGCUUUUCUGGCGUUUACUCCUUUUGGAUUCACUGUGUUGCAAGGAAACAGGAGGGUCCAUCUCCUCAACUGGGAGGAGGUGACCAAACUCAAGUUCGAAGCGAAGACAUUCCAUGUAUAUGCAAAUCAAACAGAGGAUAAGAAGAUCAUACUGACGUUCUUUGCACCCACACCUGAGGCCUGUAAGCACCUGUGGAAAUGUGGCGUAGAGAAUCAGGCCUUUUACAAGUUGGAGAAGUCAAGUCAAGUCCGCACUGUGUCCAGUAGCAAUCUCUUCUUCAAGGGUAGCCGCUUCAGAUACAGUGGAAAGGUUGCAAAAGAAGUGAUGGAACAAAGUGCCAAAAUUAAGAGAGACCCUCCCGAGAUACACAGGGCCGGCAUGGUGCCGAGUCGGAGCUGCCCCUCCAUCACUCACGGCCCCCGGCUGACCAGUGUGCCCAGGACCCGACGGAGAGCUGUGCACAUCUCCAUCAUGGAGGGUCUGGAGUCCCUCCGAGACAGCGCCCACUCCACACCCGUGCGCUCCGUCUCCCAUGGCGACUCCUUCAUGUCUUCUCGAGGCAGCAUGAUGGACAGCAGCGAGGCGAGCACGUCGGCAGUCAUCUCCGACGAGGCGUACAGCCCCUCAGACAGCAUGCUCUCCACACCUGUGGCCGAACACGGGAUGGACAACCCUCUGAACCGCCACCUCAACGGGGCGCCCCGCAGCGUGGAGGACAAGGAGUCAGAGGCCGGAGCGUCGAAGGAGGGGCAGACCGCGGAGUUUUCAUCCGGCAGGCGAGCUCUGCGUUUGGUGAAGAGCAGGCCGGCCCCACCCAGCGACGCGGAGGAGCUGAACAAGUUCAUCCUGAGCGUGCUGCGGCUGUUCCUGGUCACCAUCGGGCUGCUGUUCGCCCUGCUGCUGCUGCUCAUCAUGCUCACAGAGUCAGACCUGGACAUUGCCUUCCUGAGAGACAUCCGUAAGACGCCUGAAUUCCAGCAGUUCCACUUUGAAUACUUCUGCCCUCUGCGGCGCUGGUUCGCCUGUAAGCUACGAUGGAUGGGAGGUUUCCUCAUCAGCAAGUGAAGCAGAGACAAAACACAGGCCUGCACUGAUGGAGACGGGACAUUUAAUAGAGAGAGGAGAGGGGGGGGAGGGAAAAGGAAAAGAAUGGCAGCCCUUUUCCCAAUAUCAACCCAGCUACUCUUAAGGGAGUUACUGUCACAAGCCAAGGACUGUCCUCUGAAGAGCCUUGUUUAUUAUAUCUGACCAUCACUGCGAGGAAAGAAAAUCACAUUUUACUUUGGAAAUUCAGGUCAUUUCAAGGUAUUUUAUUUUUACACAAAGCCACAGUAACAGGGUUUCAUUUAAAACACUGAACGUCUGACAGACUUCACUCAUUCAACCACAGAUAUAGUUGCCUUUAUUUUUCUAUUCAUUUAUAUCCUGCAACAUUAUUGUGAGACAGAUUGACCUUUUGUGUUUGGGAGUGUAUUGGUAACCUGAGAGUUUGAGUGAAGUUUUUAGAGCCAGUCUAGCUCAUCUUAUUUAUAUAUUUUAAAGCCAACCUUCAUUAAGCUAGAAUUUAUAAUUGUCACUGAUAAUUAAACCUGCUGUUUUGACUUGUAUCUGGGGGUUAGAGAAAGUGUGAAAUGGAAAACCUUGCAGCACUUACUGAAUGUAGAUCAGUCCUGAGUUAAAUAAUAUUUGCAAAUAAUAUGAUUGGCAACCGAGAAAUACUUGCAGCAGCUAUUUUACCCAGGAGUGACGUUGGUGCUGGUGAUAAUGUAAAGUAAUAAUGUGUCUAGUUUGUGGUCAGACGUCCAAUAACGGUGUGCUCAUGUUACCAUUUUUGUCCAGCCACUAGAUCACCGAUAACAUUAUCGUCCUAUGACUAUGAUUUAAAGACAAUUUGUAAGGAUUUAAGUAAGUAUUGGAGGUGGUAGGUUGACUGAUUUUAUAAAAUAGCAGCCAAAUAAUAGCUACAAUCAACUUCUGUGUGAAAGAAACAGUCGUCACGUUGCUGUAGUUCCUUUACAGUAGUUGUGAGCUAGCGCUGUAGUGAUAGUGAAAUGUUUGGGUUAGUUAUUUGACUCCCUCACUCUGUAGAAGGAGUUUAUCUUGAUGUGCAAUACUGUUCAUAUUCAUAAAUAAGAGUCUUUACAUUUAGGGUAACUUUGUUUUACCCCACAGUAUACGGUCAAGAGAGCUUAUUUUUAGUUCAUGUCGAGUGAGGGGUCAAUUAACUUUGUUUAGCCAUUGCUUCGUUCAAAUGUAUGCGUUUAUCUGUAAAAGCUGAAUAUGUUUAAGUCAUGUUUCCAUUUUUGUACAAACUCAUGUCUCGUUAACACAGAUUUCCUCACAGUGGCUUUUAAUGGACUUGAAGCAUUAUUUUUUACUGUGGAUGUAUAGUUAUCAACAUUUACACGAGAGCCUAAGAUAAGUCAUGUUUACGUCCUACUGCUAUCCUCAUCAUCGCACCUACCAAAGAAACCUCUGUUGUCUGAUAUUUGUCCGUUUGCACCAACAGAUGGGAACUCUGAUAUCCUCUCUCCUUCUCCAGCCUUAUUACGUAAGUGUUAUGUCACAAACAGCUUAUUUACAGCCCAGAGCAAUCAACAGCUUUAUGUAAAACCUUACAGUUAACUAAUGGUCCUUUCAACAAGUGGUAAAUUAUAGACUGGUAUAUUAUACCCUAAUACAAUAAUGUUGUAGUUAUGCAACAAGAUCAAUGGUUUAGGAUACUGAGGGGUUUAGGAUAUGCAGGCAGUAAAGUAUUAAUAUUCAAAUAUUUCACAAAAAGAUCCACAGGUUGGUAGUUAACACAAUCAGUGCUUUGAGAAUCCCUGUAGUAUUACAUGGCUUUAAAUGUUGAUUUUAUUUUGUACAUUUUAAAAUUAAGGGAAAGUUGGCGAAAUAACAAGUAGUAUUAAUUAUGUGUUUUGGGUGAGUUUGACAGAAAUAUGGACUAAUAUAUUUAAUAGAAAACGUUUUUUGUUCAGCCUUUAUUAGUUAUGUAUGUGUUUUCUUUAACUCAGAAGGUGUUUGAUUGAUUGUGUACGGUGAAAGGCAAGUCGAGGCAGAACAUGUGUUUUUACUGCGUAUCAUUUGUACUUUAAGGUCUCAUUUUAUGUUCAUGUGUAUGAAAAACUUAAUUUGAGCAAUAAAUAUAACAGAUAAUAUAAUGAUCAACAACCAUGAAACUGCAAAUGUAUACUGCUAUUGGAAAUGUGUUUUGAAUCCCCUCAGAAGGUGACCAGCCUGUAGAUGCAUGUGUGAGGGAAUGAUGCCCACUGUUCAUGAUGACACAGACGUAGGUAACGUUUUCAUGUAAAUCCUGUCUGACCGUUGCCUAAUCACUGCUCUUCCUUGACUCAUUUUAGAGAAACAGAGUAGAUGCAAAAAUGAUUGUGAAAGUAUGUAAAUGAACUGACAAAAGACUAAUUGUUUGACUAUGAAAAGGAUAUAGCAAAAUGGAAGUGGAGCGAUUUGUAUUUUUAACUCAUUUGAACACAGCAGAAGUAGCAUAGUCAACUACCUGAAUAUUUUUUAUUGUAACGCAGUUUAAUACAUUGAUUUUUGUAUUGUUUUUGCUUAAAACACUUGAACUAAAAAAGUGGGGGCCCAUUGACAGGCAACGCCAGUAUUUAUUUACCCGAGUCAUGUAAACAGGAACAAGGCGUCCGAUGUGGUUUUACUGUAAGCUUCCUUCCUGUACCGUGUUCCUUCACAUGGAAAUGUCUCUGUAAGCAUGUGUUCUGCAUUUAUUACCUCCAAACAAGACUGCUCAUUUCCAAUCACUGAAAUAAGACUGGUGUAAUUUAUUUAUGAAUAAAUGUAAUCUAUUCUUGAAAUCUGUCCGCUAGUGCAGCUUCAAGUUUGAUCUAAAAUUCACGGCAGAAACAAACCUCCAAAAUCAGUGCCUUCACAAGUGUCUCAGCAAUGUGCAUGCGU